Molecule: messenger RNA, 357 nt
Organism: Prorocentrum cordatum
Lineage: Eukaryota; Dinophyceae; Prorocentrales; Prorocentraceae
Source: the annotation of a GenBank genome assembly
AUGGAGAUCCCAGCAACAACCACGUCAACAAUUUGGAAUAUGCCACACAUGCCCAAAAUAUCAAGCAUUCUUACGACAACCCAGAAAGAAAUACAUGCGCGACUGCCAAUUCGAAGCCUGUUUUGGGCAGGCGCAAAGGCUGCACACACUGGCAAAGGUACCCGUCAGUCCGCGAAGCUGCAUGUCAGACAGGGUGUUCGGUAUAUUUCGUCCGUCGGUGCUGUGCAGGAGUUGCCGCUUCUACUCGAGACUGGGAAUUUCGCUUUGCAGACUGCCAGCUUGCUUUGCUUUCUGGAGAGGAGUGGCGUGCGGCACUGCAUCCACAAACAGGCAAGCCAGUUUCAUGUUGGAUGGUGA